Pieris macdunnoughi is the source of this 612-nucleotide messenger RNA. The record is from the annotation of a GenBank genome assembly. Lineage: Eukaryota; Metazoa; Arthropoda; Insecta; Lepidoptera; Pieridae.
AUGAACAGCGUAUAUGGGAACAACGCGUCCGAAAACCCCCACAACCACAACCACGGCGCCCGCUCCACGCUGGCCCGCCUGGACGUGUUCCUGGACGACCGCAGCGAAUCACCCCGCACAUACGAUGUUCAACCUCACGGCCAUAGGCUAUACUUACCUCUGCCCGUAAGGAUGAGCAGCGUAUGUGAGGAACCUCCUCCUUCCUGGAUGUCUACAUCAGGAGUUCCACGGAGAACAAUAACAACAACGUGUCAGCGUACAUACACUGUUCAACCCCACGGGCAGAGGCGUUUAAUGACGGCGUGCUUGACCAUAGGUCCCGCAGGUGAACACCCAACGGUGCAAGAAUAUUGUGCCCGAAGACCUCCACAACGGCGGCCCGCUGGACCUGUUCCUGGACGACCACAGCGAAUCACCGCACAUACGCUGUGCUGGAUGAACAGCGUAUUGGAGGAGGUGAGAUUCUUCGUCAUCAAAAUCAUCAUCGGGGGUGAAUUACGAUCUGCGCGAUACAUUCUUAAGGCAUUCACCACAACUCAAUUAGAUGCUUCACGAGUUUCGAAUAAAGUUAACCUCUUUGUUAGCUUAGCGCAGUUAGUAUCCAGAAGAUAA